Messenger RNA from Alligator sinensis (Chinese alligator), 4278 nucleotides. RefSeq names its product contactin associated protein like 2 (gene CNTNAP2). NCBI's taxonomy places the organism in Eukaryota, Metazoa, Chordata, Crocodylia, Alligatoridae. The coding region runs from base 1 to 3738 and encodes 1245 amino acids. The record is from RefSeq and is a predicted model, not a curated record. The transcript is spliced from 22 exons.
AUGAAGGCCAAGGUAAAGAAUGAACUGCACCUGGCAAAAGAGGUUAAGGACAACAACAAGAAGUUCUAUAAGUAUGUUGGUCAGAAAAGGAGGACCAAGGACACUGUGGGUCCACUGUUAACUAGCCAGGGGGAACUCUUAGCAGAAGAUGCAAGGAAGGCAUUUCCUGGAAAUACAAAUUCCGAUAGUGUGGUCCGGCAUGAUUUGCAACAUCCAGUUAUUGCCCGAUACGUACGCAUAGUUCCUCUGGACUGGAAUGGAGAGGGCCAAAUUGGUCUCAGAAUUGAGUUCUACGGCUGCUCAUAUUGGGCCGAUGUUAUCAAUUUUGAUGGCCAUGUUGUGUUGCCGUACAGAUUCAGGAACAAGAAAAUGAAAACACUGAAAGAUGUCAUCUCUCUGAAAUUCAAAACCUCUGAGAGUGAAGGUGUAAUCUUCCAUGGAGAAGGGCAACAAGGAGACUAUAUUACCCUGGAACUCAAAAAAGCCAAGCUCAUCCUUAACUUAAAUUUAGGUAGCAACCAGUAUGGCUCAAUUUAUGGCCACACCUCUGUGAUGACAGGCAGCCUCUUGGAUGACCACCACUGGCACUCCAUUGUCAUAGAACGUCAUGGGAGGAACAUCAAUCUCACACUGGACAGACACAUCCAGCAUUUCAGAACCAAUGGGGAAUUCGAUUACUUGGACUUGGACUAUGAGAUAACCUUUGGUGGCAUGCCUUUUUCUGGGAAGCCCAGUUCAAACAGCAGAAAAAAUUUCAAAGGCUGUAUGGAAAGCAUCAACUACAAUGGUAAUAAUAUCACUGAUCUUGCUAAGAGGAAGAAAUUGGAACCUUCUAAUGUGGGAAAUUUAAGUUUUUCUUGUGUGGAACCACAUACAGUGCCUGUCUUUUUCAAUGCUACCAGUUACCUGGAGGUUCCUGGUCGCCCAAGUCAGGAUCUGUUUUCAGUCAGUUUCCAGUUCAGAACCUGGAACCCAAAUGGACUUCUUCUGUUCAGCAACUUUGCUGACAGACUGGGUAAUGUCGAGAUUGACUUGACUGAAGGCAAAGUCAGUGUCCACAUCAAUGUCACCCAAGUCAAGAAGAAUAGAAUAGACAUCUCAUCAGGCUCUGGACUCAAUGAUGGGCAGUGGCAUGAAGUCCGGUUCUUAGCUAAAGAAAAUUUUGCUGUGCUCACCAUUGAUGGAGAAGAAGCCUCUGCAGUUAGAACCAACAGUCCUCUGCAAGUUAAAACUGGGGAGAAAUAUUUCUUUGGAGGGUUCCCAUCACUGAUGAAUGACUCAGAUCGCUCCCAGCUAUCUUUCCAAGGAUGCAUGCAGUUCAUUCAUGUGGAUGACCAACUUGUAGACUUACAUGCAGUGGAGCAAGGCAAGCUAGGAAGCUUUGCGAAUGUAAUCAUCGAUAUGUGUGCCAUUAUUGACAGGUGUGUGCCAAAUCACUGUGAACAUGGUGGUAAAUGCACCCAAACCUGGGAUGGCUUCAAGUGUACAUGUGAUGGAACUGGAUACAGUGGUGCCACUUGUCAUAAUUCUAUUUAUGAACUCUCCUGUGAAGCAUACAAACACUUGGGCAAAAUCUCAAAUCAGUACUGGAUAGAUCCAGAUGGCAGUGGGGCACUGGGACCUUUAAAAGUUUACUGCAACAUGACAGAGGACAAAGUGUGGACAACUGUGAACCAUGAUUUGCAAAUGCAGGCUCCUGUGGUAGGCAACAGCCCAGAGAAGUACUCUGUACUGCAACUUAAUUACAGUGCCACCAUGGAUCAGAUCUCUGCCAUCACCAAUAGUGCUGAGUACUGUGAGCAGUACAUUUCUUACUCCUGCAAGAUGUCAAGACUACUGAACACCCCAGAUGGGAGUCCAUAUACCUGGUGGGUUGGAAAAGCCAAUGAGAAGCACUACUACUGGGGUGGCUCUGGACCUGGAAUUCAAAAAUGUGCCUGUGGCAUUGAACGCAAUUGUACUGAUGCCAAGUACUACUGCAACUGUGAUGCUGACUCUAAACAAUGGAGAAAAGACACUGGGCUCUUAUCUUACAAAGAACAUCUACCCGUGAGUCAAGUAGUGGUUGGAGAUAUUGACCGACCUGGAUCUGAAGCUAAAAUAACUGUGGGUCCUGUGCACUGUCAAGGAGACCGAAAUUAUUGGAAUGCUGCAUCUUUCAUUACUCCAUCAUCGUAUCUUCAUUUCUCCACAUUCCAAGGGGAAACCAGUGCAGACAUCUCCUUCUACUUCAAAACUUCAGCCCCUGAUGGAGUGUUUCUUGAAAAUCUGGGGAACACAGACUUCAUCAAACUUGAGCUAAAAUCUACUACUGAAGUGUCCUUUUCAUUUGACGUUGGAAAUGGCCCAGUGGAAAUUGUGGUCAGAUCUCCCAACCCACUCAAUGAUGACCAAUGGCAUCGAGUCAAUGCUGAGAGGAAUGUCAAACAAGCCAGUCUGCAAGUAGAUCAGCUGCCUCAGGAGAUCCGGAAGGCACCCACAGAAGGCCAUACACGAUUGGAACUAUACAGCCAGUUAUAUGUUGGUGCUGCAGGAGGCCAAAGAGGAUUUCUGGGAUGUAUUCGCUCCUUAAGAAUGAAUGGGGUGACUCUGGACUUGGAAGAGAGAGCAAAAGUUACUCCUGGGGUGAAACCUGGCUGCUCAGGUCAUUGUACCAGCUAUGGAAUGUACUGUGAGAAUGGAGGCAAAUGCGUUGAGAAGUACAACGGCUACUCAUGCGACUGCUCCAGUACUGCAUAUGACGGACCGUUUUGCAUAAAAGAUGUUGGAGCAUUUUUUGAAGAGGGGAUGUGGCUCAGGUACAGUUUUCCAUCCCCAGGGACCACUGCAAAAGACUUAGCCAGUCGAACUCUGUUGAGCUCUACAGACCCUGAGGCUACUGUGCCAGACAUCAGUUUGAAUGCAGAGGAGCUAAGUUUCAGCUUCAGUACCACAAAAUCCCCCUGUGUCCUCCUGUACAUCAGUUCUUACACUCUGGACUACAUGGCAGUGCUUGUCAAGCCAUCUGGUAACCUACAGAUUCGAUACAACCUGGGAGGCACAAGAGAGCCAUAUAAUAUUGAUGUAGACCACAGAAGCAUGGCAAAUGGACAGCCACACAGUGUUAAUAUCACACGGAAUGAAAGGGACAUAGUCCUGCAGCUUGAUCACUAUCCUCCAGCAAGUUACAACUUGCCGACAGCAUCUGACGUUCAGUUCAACUCCCUGAAGGCACUCUUCCUUGGAAAAGUUAUAGAAACUGGGAAGAUUGACCAAGAUAUAUAUAAAUACAAUACACCUGGAUUCACUGGCUGCCUGUCCAGAGUGCAGUUCAACCAGAUUGCCCCCCUCAAAGCAGCCUUGAGACCUACCAACACCUCCUCUCACGUCCACAUUCAAGGGGAACUAGUGGAAUCCAACUGCGGAGCAUCUCCAUUGACAAUCCCACCAAUGUCGGCUGCCACGGACCCUUGGCAUUUAGAUUCAGCCAGUGCUGAUUUCCCAUACAAUGGCCAAGCUAUAGGAGAUGGAGUUAACAGGAACUCGGCCAUUAUAGGAGGUGUCAUCGCUGUCGUGAUCUUUACCAUCCUUUGCACACUUGUGUUCCUGAUACGCUACAUGUUCCGUCACAAGGGGACCUACCACACUAACGAGGCCAAAGGGGCAGAGUCUGCCGAGAGUGCCGAUGCAGCCAUCAUGAACAAUGACCCCAACUUUACGGAGACUAUUGAUGAAAGCAAAAAGGAAUGGCUUAUCUAAAAGUGUGUGUAUGGGGACGAGGGGGGUUGGCAUUAUGGCUGGGGUGGGAUUGGGGAUGACUCUUUCAGUGAGAAGAAAACACUCUACUUCGGACUCUGAGCACAUCUACAGUAAAAAGAUCAGCACAACUGGAGAAGCAAGUGACAGACAAAACCGUUGAGAUGGGGGGGGGAAGAAAUAACACACUAGCAUUUAAGAAAAAUACUUUUUAAUAUUCAUUUACAAUGAAUUGCCCCUUCUGUAUCCAAACAACAACAACAAAGAGCAGCUUUUAGAGCCUCAGCAUUGGUUAAAAUUUGUCAAUAAUACCUGUCUUUCUGUGUGUGUUUUAGAGGUGUUCUAAAUUCCCAUAAUGAUAACAGGGCCAAUUUUUUACAUUUUUUAAAAGCCCUUUAGAAUGUGGAUAUUUUUGUCUUGAGAACGGCGGACAAGUCCAAUGUUCUGUGUUCUUUUCUUUCACACAUGGUCAGUUCUAGACAGGUUGCCAUAAUACCCAGGUCUUGUUCAUAAAAUGUUACAUUUGGUGUUGUUUGAAUUGGG